AUGGAGGGUUGCGGGAUGAAAUGUAUAAAAUAUCUUCUUGUUGUUUUCAACGCUUUGUUUAUGAUAUUUGGCAUCAUAAUCAUAUCUUCAGCAUGUGUGGAUAUGGGUAUGAUAAAGGGGUUUGCUGGUAUGGAAACAACAGGCCAUGAAACUGACAUAGUGUUGAUCGUAGUGGGAGUGCUCAUCAUCAUUGUAGCAGCUUUCGGUUGCUUUGGCGCUUGGAAGGAAAGCCCGAAGCUGUUAUAUAUCUUUGCCGGUUGUUUAAUCCUGAUCAUCUUGCUGGAACUUUCCGUUGGUAUCGCGGCGGCAGCUUUACGCCCGCAAAUAGAAGGCACCAUGAAGAACCAACUCAGGGCAUCGUUCAUCAAAAACAAGUCCACUCGGGAGGAAGAUACCACAUAUAGGGAGUUCUGGGACCGUGUUCAGAGCAGCUUGGAAUGCUGCGGUGUUACUGGACCAGAUAACUAUGUAGCUUCCGAGCCUCGUUUGAAUCCUUCCUUUAGUUGCUGUCCUCCCGACGACUCGGACAGAGCUGAUGAGAUCAAACGCUCAGAUUGCAUCUCCCUAUCGAAGUAUUACCAAGAGGGCUGUGAAGACAAGGUGCUUAGCACCGUACAUAGUGCCGGCCUGAUGGUUAUAGUGUGUGGCAUUCUGUUCUGCUUUUUGGAAGUGGCCGGCAUCGUUCUAGCUCUGUGGCUCGCUCACUCCAUCAAGUCGCAGGACAAAGGAAGAGAGACGGCU
Molecule: messenger RNA, 741 nt
Organism: Brenthis ino (lesser marbled fritillary)
Lineage: Eukaryota; Metazoa; Arthropoda; Insecta; Lepidoptera; Nymphalidae
Source: the annotation of a GenBank genome assembly